UCAUAUCUUACUCGUACAGUCGUACGCAUACUGGCAGUAUUGUGCUAUAUAUAUAUGGACUAAAAGUGACACUCAGUUUUGAAGCCCGAUUUCUAUCGAAGCUUGCAAGUUGCAACCAUGGAUUAUGAACUUCCUCCCCUGUAGUUUUGAACUAUUCAGAUAGUGGGUGUUGGUGUGACGAGUAAGAGUCUGCUUGCUUGAUAGAAAUAUUUGAACUUAAAGGUUAGAGAUAUUGGUUAAUCUUGCUUCUAAGCAUCUGUCGUGCCUGCUGUAUAUAAGUUUUAUCUUAAUGUAUAUAUGAACUAGAAAGUCAUGUAUUGGCUAUCAAAUAUGUUUUAUUUGCUCAAUGGGUAAGACAAUUCAUCUAUCUGGAUUCCCUGCAAAUGUGACUGCAGAAGCAGUCAAGGAGUUAUUAGAGAGAUAUACAGGAGAUGGAACUGUUUAUGCACUCAAAGUUAGGCAUCACAAGAAUAAGGGGCAUGCAAGAUUUGCUUUUGUUAUUGUCCAAUUCACAACAUCUGGAAGUGCUGAUGUAAUAACCUCCUUGGUUAAUCGGCGCCUAUACUAUGGGACUCAUUAUCUGAAGGUUAGGGACGUAGAGCGUGAUAUCGUAGCGAAGCCAAGGAUGUCACUGCUUAGUUUGGAGCAUACAACUUUACAUUUUGGUUGCCAGGUUUCACCUGAAAAAUUUUCUGUUCUUUGGAAAGGGGCUGAUGUUGCAGUGAGAUUUGAGUUUGGCUUGCGAAGGUUGCACUUCUUUCUGUCCCAAUUUCCUAUUGAUUACAAGCUCGGACUUUCUUAUGAAAAUAUUUGGCAAAUCCAGCUGCGUCAUCCACGUGGUCAAAAUAAGAAGUUUCUUUUGAUUCAGAUGUUUGGUGUUCCUAGGAUUUUCAAGAAAGUUAAAAUUUCUUUGGAAAAUAUGUUUGAAGACCCUAUUUUAAACUAUUUUAGAGAACCAGAUGAUCAAUGGGAUAGAACAACUGAUUUCACUCCCUUAUGCUGCAUUGGACAAUCGUCUGCCUUGUGUUUGGAGCUUCCAUACAGCUAUGUGCUUCCAAAUAUCCGUGAAUACUUUGCCUAUUAUAAAGAAGAUGAAGGUCCAUUCGUCUUGGAGAGUGGUGCGACAUUCUCCCGCAGUUUAAGUUUAGUCCCCAUUGUUGGUCCAAGCCAAGGAUCUGACAUUCCAUAUGAAAUUCUGUUUAAGGUUUGUUCCUUGGUUCAGAAUGGUUGCCUUUCAGGGCCAACACUCGAUGCCGCAUUUUUUAGGUUAGUUGAUCCUAAUUUCAUAUCCAUUGACUAUAUAGAAAAUGCCUUGGAAAAGUUGUAUCACUUAAAAGAAUGCUGCUAUGAGCCUGUGAAUUGGUUAACCAAACAGUAUAGGGCAUACUGUACACUAAAGCGUCCUCCUAAGCUGCCCUCCAUCUCAUUGGAUGAUGGUUUGGUAUAUGUUCGAAGGAUUCAGAUAACUCCCUGUAAAGUUUAUUUUUGUGGUCCUGAGGUUAUUGUUUCCAACCGUGUGCUGCGCGAGUAUUCCAGAUAUAUUGAUAAUUUUAUCCGUAUCUCUUUUGUUGAUGAGGAUUUGGAUAAAAUUCAUUCAACCGAUAUAUCUCCACGUACAUCAUUUGCAAAUGAAAAGGGGCAUACAGAAAUCUAUGACAGGAUACUUUCUACCUUGAAAAAUGGCAUAGUUAUUGGUGAUAAAAAGUUCGAUUUUCUUGCCUUCUCAUCAAGUCAGUUACGCGACAAUUCAGCAUGGAUGUUUGCAUCAAGUAAUGGGUAUACUGCUGCGAGUAUUCGACAGUGGAUGGGUGAUUUCUCUAAGAUAAGAAAUGUAGCAAAAUAUGCAGCCAGAUUAGGACAAUCAUUCAGCUCUUCCAGGGAAACUUUGAAUGUUUAUGAGCAUGAAACUGAAAUCAUUGAUGAUAUAAAGGUUGAAUGGAGAGGAAUAGAAUACAUUUUUUCAGAUGGAAUUGGGAAAAUUUCAGCUGAUUUUGCAAAACAAGUGGCAAAAAAGUGUGGCUUUAAGGGUUCCUUUCCAUCUGCAUUCCAAAUCAGAUAUGGUGGCUACAAAGGUGUUGUUGCUGUGGAUCCAACAUCUACGAAGAAAUUGUCCCUAAGAAGGAGCAUGUCUAAAUAUGAAUCACGAAACACAAAACUAGAUGUAUUGUCAUGGAGCAAGUAUCAGCCUUGUUUUCUCAAUCGCCAGAUAAUAACGCUUUUGUCUACCUUAGGGGUCAGGGAUAGUAUUUUUGAGAAGAAGCAAAAAGAAGCUAUGGAUCAGCUGGAUGCUAUUUUAACAGACUCACUUAAGGCACAAGAAGCACUUGAGAUUAUGUCUCCGGGAGAGAACACCAAUAUUCUCAAAGAAAUGUUGUUGUGUGGUUAUGAGCCCAAUGCUGAACCAUUCCUUUCAAUGAUGCUGCAAACAUUUCGGGCUUCAAAACUGUUGGAACUGAGGACCAAGACAAGGAUAUUUGUUCCAAAUGGAAGAUCACUGCUAGGAUGCCUAGAUGAAACUAGAACUUUGAAAUAUGGGGAAGUAUUUGUGCAAGUUUCUAGCAUAGGACGCAGACAGUUUCAUGAAAGUUCCCUCUUUGUAUUCAGUGGAAAUGAACCAGAGCAGCAGAAAUUUAUUGUAGAGGGAAAGAUAAUUGUUGCUAAAAAUCCUUGUCUGCAUCCUGGUGAUGUGCGUCUUUUGCAAGCUGUCAAUGUCCCAGCUUUGCAUCAUAUGGUGGAUUGUGUUGUGUUUCCACAAGAAGGAAAAAGGCCCCAUCCAAAUGAGUGCUCUGGAAGUGAUUUAGAUGGAGAUGUUUACUUCGUCUGCUGGGACCCUGAUCUUAUUCCACCUCGGCAAAUCCAACCAAUGGAAUAUCUUCCAGAACCAAGUGUUAAUUUAGACCAUGAUGUUACGAUUGAGGAAAUAGAGGAAUAUUUCACAAAUUACAUAGUCAAUGAAAGCCUAGGGAUCAUUGCAAACGCACACACCGCCUUUGCUGAUAAGGAGCCAAAGAAGGCUGAAAGUGAUGCAUGUCUACAGCUUGCAAAGCUUUUCUCAAUCGCUGUUGACUUCCCAAAGACCGGUGUACCUGCUGAAAUACCACAACAUCUGUAUGUGAAGGAAUAUCCGGAUUUCAUGGAAAAACUAGAUAAACCUACCUAUGUAUCUGAGCGGGUGAUUGGCAAGCUCUUCAGAGCAGUUAAAGACAUUGCGCCUCAAACUUGGUCUAUAAGAUCCUUCACACAGGAGGUGGCAAGACGAUCUUAUGACCCUGAUAUGGAGGUUGAUGGGUUUGAAGAUUAUUUAAGUGAUGCUUAUUAUUACAAAGGUGAGUAUGAUUCCAAGUUGGGGAACCUGAUGGACUACUAUGGGAUCAAAACCGAGGCAGAGAUCCUUAGUGGAAAUAUAAUGAAGUUGUCCAAGUCCUUCACAAAAAAACGGGAUGCUGAAGCAAUCAGCUUGGCAGUUAGGUCUUUGAGGAAGGAGGCAAGAGCUUGGUUUAAUGAGAAAUCUGGGCCAGGCCCCGAGGCAGAUGAUGUAUAUGCAAAAGCAUCAGCUUGGUAUCAUGUGACCUAUCAUCCAGACUACUGGGGAUGCUACAACGAGGGACUGAAGCGGGAUCAUUUUCUCAGCUUUCCAUGGUGUGUCUAUGACAAACUGAUUCACAUUAAGCGAGAAAAGGCUAGCAUCAGAAGGAUUAGGAUUAUCGAUGAGUCAUCACUUGGGCUCCAAUUCAGGCGAAGUCUGAGGUUGAAUUAAUUGGUAGGUUCUCUGUGCGGAGAAGUGGGAUUAAAUCCUGCUGCCACCAAGGGUUUCGGGGAUGGGUUGUGUAGCUCCAUGAAGCUUUUAGGUUUGUUGGCUAAAACAGUUUAGAUAUGUAAAUGAUUGCUCCUGACGGAGAAAGCUAAAUAUAACUGUAAGCUUGUAACUAUUUACAGUUGCUGAUACUGGUAAGUUUCGUUUUGAAUUGAUCAGAAGUGAAUAUCUUGCUUAUCAUUCCCUUUGUCAUUGUUUUCUGGCUUGCAAAUUCAAUACAAUCACUGAGUUGGUGUGGACU
This is a messenger RNA of Nelumbo nucifera (sacred lotus), 4055 nucleotides long. Its product is annotated as putative RNA-dependent RNA polymerase 1. Gene Ontology annotation, biological process: siRNA processing. Gene Ontology annotation, cellular component: nuclear RNA-directed RNA polymerase complex. NCBI's taxonomy places the organism in Eukaryota, Viridiplantae, Streptophyta, Magnoliopsida, Proteales, Nelumbonaceae. The record is from RefSeq and is a predicted model, not a curated record. Gene Ontology annotation, molecular function: RNA-directed RNA polymerase activity; nucleic acid binding.